This is a messenger RNA of Eleginops maclovinus (Patagonian blennie), 6351 nucleotides long. RefSeq names its product zinc finger DHHC-type palmitoyltransferase 8b (gene zdhhc8b). Gene Ontology annotation, molecular function: palmitoyltransferase activity. The record is from RefSeq and is a predicted model, not a curated record. Gene Ontology annotation, biological process: protein palmitoylation. Lineage: Eukaryota; Metazoa; Chordata; Actinopteri; Perciformes; Eleginopidae.
CAGGCUUUCAGUGAGCUCUCUGUGUAUUCCUGCCUCUCUAUCUGAGGAUCUAUGCGGCUUCACCGACAGCAAACACGGACCGGUUGUACCUUUUACCAGCCCCAGAAAAGCCCCACACAUUGCACACUGGAUCUUAUUUCUCUACAUGCGACUCCAAUCGGAAUAAAUAAUUGAGGAAUGUGGAAAUUACAGAAUGCCCAACAGCGCUGGAAAGAGAUUUAAACCCACCAAAUACAUCCCAGUAUCCACUGCUGCCACUCUCCUUGUGGGAUCGACCACUUUAUUUUUCGUUUUCACGUGCCCCUGGUUGACGAAGGUAAUCUCUCCCGCUGUGCCUCUCUACAAUGGCCUGGUCUUCCUCUUUGUCCUGGCCAACUUCAGCAUGGCAACCUUCAUGGACCCUGGCGUCUACCCCAGAGCGGACGAGGACGAGGACAAGGACGAUGAUUUCCGAGCGCCGCUCUACAAAAACGUGGAGAUCAAGGGCAUCCAGGUCCGGAUGAAGUGGUGCGCCACCUGUCACUUCUACAGGCCGCCGCGCUGCUCGCACUGCAGCGUCUGUGACAACUGCGUGGAGGACUUCGACCACCACUGCCCCUGGGUGAAUAACUGCAUCGGGCGCAGGAACUACCGUUACUUCUUCCUCUUCCUGCUGUCGCUGAGCAUCCACAUGCUGGGCGUGUUCUCCUUCGGCCUCAUCUUCGUCCUCCACCACCGAGAGACGCUGGCCGCGCUGCACACCACCGUCACUCUGGUGGUGAUGUGCAUCGCGGGGCUUUUCUUUAUUCCAGUCAUGGGGCUCACAGGUUUCCACAUGGUGCUCGUAGCCCGAGGUCGAACAACCAACGAACAGGUGACGGGGAAGUUUCGUGGAGGAGUAAAUCCCUUCACCAGAGGUUGCUGUGGCAACGUGGAUUAUGUCUUAUGCAGUCCCCUGGCACCAAGGUACAUUUUGGACCCCAAGAAAAAGCCCCAGGUCAAAAUACAGCCCCCGUUCAUCAGACCUGACUUUUCAGAGAGGCAGAUCACCAUCAAGAUCAGCGACAACGGCAUCCACAGCACCAUCAUCAGCUCCAAGUCUAAAACCAGUCUGGAUGGUCUGGAUGAGAAGAUGCAGCCGCCGCUGCCGCCCAAAGCUGACCGGUACAACCAGCUGAAGGGCCAGCUGACCUCCAGCGAAGAUAGCGCUCUCUCCGGUAAGACCCACCCUUCCACUCCAGCCAUGUACAAGUUCAGGCCGUCCUUUGGCACCAUGCCGAAAGUCCACUACCACACCGCUGGAGAGAAGAUCAUCAUGCCAGAUGAGCGGAAAACCUCGGCCAUCUUGGAAGAGGGCGUGCGCGGUCAUGACUACCGAUCCGAGCCGAACCUGGACCUGCCCGAGUACACCAACGCUCCGCUCCACCGCACCUUCCAGUCCUCCCCCCACCAGCUGGACUCUGACCCAGUCACCUCCCACUCCCUCAGCCUGAAGCAGGGUCAGCGGCGUCCAGAGAAGGGCCAGCUCCCGGCGCUGCAGCCGCAGACCCUCACCUCCACCCCGUACAAGAGCGUCUUCUCGCCCAACACGCUCUCCAACCGUAACGGCAGCUUGUCCUACGACAGCCUGCUCAACCCCAGCAUCUCCCCAGCCGCCGCCAGCGAGUGCAUGGCCCACCGCGGGAUCCCCUCCACAGGCUUCCACUCACCCUACCUGCCCACCAAAAUGUGCCACAUCCGGGAAACUGACAUGCAGAGGCACCAGGUGGCCUCCGCCUACAGUCCGGUGAUGCAACAAAGAGGGGUGGGCAGGCAGUCCCCUCACCUGCGAGACCGGGACCCGUCCCCGGUGCGCUACGACAACCUCUCCCAGACCAUCAUGGCCUCCAUCCAGGAGCGGAAGGAUAUGGAGGAGCGGGAGAAGCGGCAGAUUCUGCACGGGCGCUCGCAGACCCACAUCUACGCCCAGGACUCUGGCGUGUUUGACGGGGGUUACGGCUUACCCCCCAGCGCUUGCUACCCAGACGGGCCUCGUGGCACCGUCUCCCGAGGCCCCACACCUCCCGCCUUCGGAGGCUCCAGGGACAACCUGAUGGGGGUCGGUCUUGUGAGCUAUGGGCAACGAACCCCAGCGCUGCGCUCCACGCUGGGCCGCGCCCCCAGGACUUCCUCCACCUCCCUGCACACUGAUCACAGUAGCAGCAACAGCAACCAGAGCCGGGCCGCCUGCCCCGAGGGCCUCUAUCGCUCCCCGGCCCACCAACCACACUCCCCCGCCAUGCCCCGAUCCCCCUCCUACUCCCACCAAAAACUCUCCUACAUCAGUGCCCUAGAGAGGACAGACUCACCUCGUCUGGGGGGCCCAAGAGAGGCCAUGAAAGUAAACGGGCAGAUGGACUGCCACCCCAGUGCCCAGGGUCCCACCCUCAGCCCCAGCCGUCACAGUAACGUCAAAAAGGUGACGGGUGUGGGAGGCACCACCUACGAGAUAUCAGUGUGAGCCGCAGCCACCUCCAACGACCGCCGCGCUGCAAAGAGAGCCUCUUUUAUUUUCUCAAUAACACGCAGCACAGCUAUUGUCCAAUCAGAGGGUCCGUCUUGCCAAAUGCCCGUGUGUGUAUGAGGGGUUGUUUGUCAGAUUGUGUGUGUGUGUGUGUGUGUGUGUGUAUGAGAGGUUGUUUGUCAGAUUGUGUGUGUGUGUAUGUGUAAGGAGUGUUAUGUUGUUGACAUUGUGACGCUUCAUUUUGGUCGUUAAAAGUGGACUGUUGAUGUUAUUGCUGUUGUCUCUGAGCUGUGGUCAUGGAGCGCAUGUUGUUCCGGAUGUCUCAAAAACUUUUGCUGAAGGCUGAACAAAAACAGAUGAUUCAACACCGACAUCCCGACCAUGGACCUCUGUGAGAGAACCGAUUUUUUUCGAGUGGAUUGGCCUCAAGGUGCUUCACAUUAACGUGUCCUGUUCAUGCCAUCUCCAGAGUAUUUGGUGGAGUAAUUUAGAUCAGUACCUACUGAAUAGGCAGGCAACACAUCUCAGAUAUCGAGGAAGGAAAGUCGUAUCAUAUUAUGUCUGGUGGUUGCAUUCCAAGUUCAUUGAGAAAGUCUAAUACCAUAGAGUGGUGCAGUGAUGAUGUGUUUCUGUAGGAUGAUCUGAAAAUUAGCAUUGCAAGGGCUCCCUCGACAAAAAGCAUACAGAGUUUACAGGAUAAUCUCCACAUAUUAACACCAGCUAGUGACUUUUGAAGCAGAAAUGCAACCGCCAAGAGUAAAAAGCAAACGUUAGGCUAUAAAGGAGCUACAAAACGCUUGCAUGGCUGUGCAACAACACAAGUAAUCUCAAGGUGGAAUAGUUUCAUUCAUACAAUAUAAGCAGGUGUUUAAUGACUUAUGUUAUCUAAAGGAAAUUGAAAAUCACUUCAGCUUUUGUUCAUUACAGAACUUAUUUCAAGCGUCUAACCAAAAACUGUUUCAAAAAUAGCUAACUCUGAAACCAGGAAACUAGAAGUUGUAAAAUACUGUCUAAUUUCCUGGUUUUAGGACUCGUCCCUGCACCACUCUAUUGAUUACACAGCUCAGUGGAAUACUCGUUUCUGAUUGGUCAAUUUUGAUAUUCAGCAGUCUGUUAUUUUUCAAUUGCAGACUGCUGCUCUGAUAAAGGGACCGUGAGCAGUUGUAUCAAUCUGCAGAAAGGAGCCCGGUCAAUAUGAAAACACUUUAUAUUUUGAUAAACUGUUCCCAGUAAAGACAACAGAACAAAAAUAAGAAAACUAAAUCUAUAUUGUGAGUCAAACUGAUGCUUUAUAUAGUAAACAGCUGUGUAAUAAGCAAGGUAAUGUGCAGCCUGUUGGGUUUCUGUUCGGCAUAUACAUCCUUACACAGUUGAUUUAAUCAGAAAGAAGCCCCUGAGGAAUGAAUGCAACCAGCGGAGAUGCUACAUGAUAUUCAUUUAUACAUCAUGAAUGGCUUCCUUGUCUCAUAUGUUUAGGGUUUGAGUCUAACCUAGCCUCUUUAACUCCCUUCAUUAAGGUGCAGAACAUCGCCUCUGUUUGUUUUUAGUGGAGUUCAGGGUGAUUUCAACGUGAAGGGCAGGACGGAUGUGUUCUGUUCUGAAAGAUAACAUUACCUCAUCCCAAGAGUCAGAACGAGUCCAGCCUUUCACAACCAAAACAACUUUCUGUGUGUGUGGUUGUCUGAAGGGUUUAGCGUGGAAGUUGUUUCUGUUAUAAUCACAGGAAUGGAAAGAAGUGUACAAGCCAUCGUCUAAAAUGAAGAUGACUGGUUGCUCAUUCAUUAUUCUGUUUCUAGUUUUUUUUUUUUAUGGGUUUGUUUCAUUUUUAUAUAGCCAAACUUUCAGAAGCUAUGUUUGAUACAUCUUUUUUAUACGCUUAUAAGCCCUGGAAUGGAUGUCUUUAUUUUCGAGUGGAGUUUUAUUUUCUAAAUAAAUUAUAAAUCCAGUAAAUAAAUGAAGUCAUUAUAACAGGAAGGAGUAAAUAUAGACUGUUCUGCCUUGAAGUGUAAAAGAAAGGAUGAUGAAAUGUGAGUGAUUUGAGGAAGGGGUAAUGUGUGCGUGUACACAAGUCAUAGAUUGGGAUUUUAAUUGAAGAUGCCUUGAGAUUUCUGUGCAGAAAAGCGGGUAAUUAAUUUCUCAAAGAUGGUGAAUGGGUGACAUCAAGCUGACUGAAAAUGAAUUUGCAGCAGCUGUCUGGUACAGCUCAGUGUCUCCCGCCACUCGGAGACGCAAACCCUUUUCUUUGUUGUUGCUUUUAUUUGAAAAAAGUCUCAAAACAUUUAUUAAUUUGGACCAUUAAACAGAACUAGUAUUAUCUGAAGUGAGUUAUGACAGAAUAUAGUGAUGGAUUUGGUCCGGCUUCAAUUUGCAUGAUAAAUAAACCAUUGUUGCCUUUUGAGAAGAUAAAAUAUGGCUGGUUGAAAACUAUUGUACAUUAUGGGACAGUGAAUUACCGUUACUGGUAUGUAUCAAGCAGCGAAAAGCUGUAGGAACACCUGUGAGCAAAAUAAGACUGGGUUAAAUUUAAAGGGACCGUUCAGCACAAAAUCAAAUAUAUUUAUCCUAUAACCUGUAAAGCUAUUUAUCCAUUAAGAUGCUUUGGAUUUACAUUAUAUAUUAGAGAAGGCAGAUGUUUUGACAGCCAAUUCCUCACUAAAUUGAUAAGAAAAGGAGAAAAAUAGCUCUGAAUUCGGGGUGUACUGUCCCUUUAAGAGCAGAACGUUCUGGAGAAUGAAUAUCUGACCCGAUUAGGAAAGUUGAAUCACCUUUUCAAGAAUAUUUUUCUUCCCGUUACAGGUGCAUUCAUACUUUCCUUGCUGGUGGAAAACAGUUCACCACAAAAUCCAAAAUAUUUGUACUUUUAUCGGUAGUGCUAUUAAUCAAUCUUGAUGGUUUGGGAUGGGGUUCCUUGAAAGAAAAGAGUUCCUACAAACUGCUCAUAAUGUCUGUGGAUUAUAUCAAAAAAACAGUUCAUGAAAUAUGUUAAGAGACAUUGAUGGGAGUUUUUAAACAUACUUAUUUUGGCACUUCAAUCACCACAAGCCAAGUGCCAUUUAUUUCCUCCAUAAUCGAGAGAAGGAAGAUACUUUUACAGCCAAAAUAUGACUCGGCAACUCCCAGCGACACAAUCCAAUUGAUUAAUAACACUACAGCAUAUUGACUUUGGAUUUAGGGGUGUAGCCUACUGUCCCUUUAAGAGUAGAAUGUUAUGGAAGAUAGGCCAAUGUACAAGAUACAAAUAUAUCUUGAUUUAAUUAAUUGCCUCAUUAAGAAAUGACUUUACUUUUUAUAACAUCUUUCUUAUCCUACCAUUUCUGGUGCAUUCAUACUUUCCUUUUCUCCAGACAUCCGUGGCAAACUGGUCAAUAACUGUGGUAGUGAGUGGUCCCCCUAUUAAGGUCUCACCCAGCUGCCUUACCAUGAACACAGUAAUGUUGAGUAACAGGAUAAUAGUCUAUACGAGUCAUGUAUUCCUGAAUUGUCGUGAGGCUCAUGAAGUAUGAAGGGAUGCUUUUUGGGGAAACCUGUUAUCUGCAGAGUUGCUGAAGAUAACCUGAGUCUAUCACGAACACAUAUCGAAACACUAUCGAUGUCAUUCCUCUUUAAGAUGACUGCCAUAGGUCCAAUGUUCUUUAAUUUGGGGUAUGGACAUCGCUGCAGGUCAGGGACCAUUCCUGACAGUCGGAAAAAUGUAAUCUGUUUCAUUUGUCAGCCACGAGCUGACUUCUGUUUUCUCAAACUCAAAUAGAAAGUUCAUGAUGUAUUAAAAUAUAGAAUAUACUAUAAACGUAAAUGCGUUCCUAUUUUUGUGAAGAGGAAAUAUUUCCCAAUGAGCAGAGUAAAUAAAAGUUUCCAACUCUUGGAGUGAA